Messenger RNA from Trypanosoma brucei brucei TREU927, 1362 nucleotides. RefSeq lists its product as hypothetical. The transcript has a single exon. Gene Ontology annotation, biological process: meiotic DNA double-strand break formation; meiotic DNA double-strand break processing; reciprocal meiotic recombination. Gene Ontology annotation, molecular function: DNA topoisomerase type II (double strand cut, ATP-hydrolyzing) activity; ATP binding; DNA binding. The record is from RefSeq and is a predicted model, not a curated record. NCBI's taxonomy places the organism in Eukaryota, Euglenozoa, Kinetoplastea, Trypanosomatida, Trypanosomatidae. Gene Ontology annotation, cellular component: nuclear chromosome. Bases 1 to 1362 code for a protein of 453 amino acids.
AUGCUCAGUGACAAGGAGGUGAUGAACGCGGCGGAGGCCAUCACUCGGGCGUAUCUCACUUCUCUAUUUUCUCCACCUCCCACUGGUGCGCGCGCGAGGACUUCACAAAAGCACAGUUUUCACUUCCUCAGUCUCAUUGUGCAGGGGCAGCAGGUGCCUUUACUCCCCCAUGGUACUGCGGUGGGUGAUGAGAUGCAAACAUUAAGAGGGAGGUGCUCAGAACUAUUGCGGUAUGAUGCCCAGGCUUUGCAUGUGCUUUGUUGCGUCGUUAAUAUGGUUCAGGAGGGUUUACUGUGCACUGAACGGGAUGUGUACUACCGCAAUACAGAACUGUUUCCAAACGGACAGCGCGACACCCACUGCAGCAUUGAGCGACUCUGUCGAUGGAUGAGUUGUGUUUGCCCGCUUCCACCAGCAUCAUCUGCCGGUGAGCGCCGUCGCUACACCCGUGAGGACCUUCGUAUUGGAGCGAGUGGGAAGAGCAUUCUUCUUGGAAACCUUGCAUUUGACAUUCCUACAGUUUCCGCAACCUCGACCUCAUUAGUGUCGGGUGGUGCACAGGAGUUGCCGACGUGCGUUCCCAGUGCCAAAGUGCCUUCUGUGGAGGUCAAUGCCAAACAUCACAUUUCCGGUGUACUUGUCAGCACAACACUUGGUUUACAUGCGCACAACUUCAGGGCUGCAGGAGCGGGUCGUGGCAAUGGUGUCACAGCUGCACUUGUUGUAGUGGAAAAGGAAAGCACGCUGCACACCCUUGCGGAUGUUAAGAGCGCACUGGGGAGUGAAUCUAUUUCAGACCGAUGUGCUUACUUGUGCAGUAAGGGCUAUCCGUGCCGAGCCUCCCGUCUUUUUCUUCGCAGCCUUCAUCGUGAGUUACCUGAGCUGCCGAUUCUUGUUCUUGUUGAUGGGGACCCUCAUGGAUUGCGCAUUGCCCUUACUUUCAUGGGACUUUUCGGGGAGGAUAUCAACCGCGGCCGGCGAUGUCAGCCAGCGGAACGUGUCCCCGAAUUGUCGACAUCCGUUGUGGCUGCGCUUCUUCCCAUUCGCUGGGUUGGUGUCCGUCCUUCUUGUCUCUCGCAUGACAACAAAGGGCGAGCGCCAUUAACUGAACAUGAUAGGCGAGUGCUAAAGCAGGUGAUACAGCGGGCGAAAGCGGCGUUGGAGGGCCUUCCAGGCACCGGGAGUUCUUUCCCGCUUGGGCAGUAUUGUGUUGGUGGUGGUAGUGCUGAAGACAUUAUUCGGGUCACACUCGAUGAAAUGUUGCGUGAGGCAGAGUGGAUGCAAAUGAUGGAAACGAAGUGCUGCCUGCAGGCGUAUGUUGAGGGACCUCUGCGGCUUAUUAUCGACUUUCUUCACAGGUGA